Molecule: messenger RNA, 846 nt
Organism: Neogale vison (American mink)
Lineage: Eukaryota; Metazoa; Chordata; Mammalia; Carnivora; Mustelidae
Product: conserved oligomeric Golgi complex subunit 2-like
Exons: 4
Coding region: 132-470 (112 amino acids)
Biological process (GO): intra-Golgi vesicle-mediated transport; Golgi organization; protein transport
Cellular component (GO): COG complex; membrane
Source: RefSeq, a predicted model, not a curated record
UGCCAUGUUGGCGGAAGCGGUGCCUUCUGUGCGGUGGAAACGCUGUGGCUGCACCCGCAGCGUCAGGGAGGGCAGCCUCCUACCUUUCCUCAUCGCUCGAGUGUCGGUGCUGAGAAGCGGCGGCCGGCGGGAUGGAGAGAAGUAGGAUGAACCUGCCCAAGGGGCCGGACACUCUCUGCUUCGACAAGGACGAGUUCAUGAAGGAAGAUUUUGACGUCGAUCAUUUUGUGUCUGACUGUAGGAAGCGUGUCCAGCUGGAGGAACUAAGAGGAGAUCUGGAACUCUACUAUAAACUUCUUAAAACAGCCAUGGUCAAGCUCAUCAACAAGGAUUACACAGAUUUUGUCAACCUUUCCACAAACUUGGUUGGCAUGCACAAAGCCCUCAAUCAACUUUCUGUGCCUUUGGGACAGUUACAAGAAGAAGUUCUGAGUCUCAGGUCAUCUGUCAGUGAAGGAAUUCGGCAGUAGAUGAACGAAUGUGUAAACAAGAGGACAUAAGAAAGAAAAAGGUACCCUCCAGUAGAUUUCUUAUGCUGCAUGCCAGUUGAAGCCCUCUCCUCUUGUCUCCGCGAACUUGUCAGCACUAUUCAGCUUUUUUUUCAAAGCUCUCAUGCAUGUGCAUUUUACGCAUUAUGUCACGUUAUCUACCUGAAAUAAUGAGACAGAAUUUUAGAGGUACCCACACGAUCUCAAGAUCACCCACUUUUUCUAGAACAAGAAACAGUGAUAACUGUUGUCGGUGCAGCGCUUGACAGUUAACGACUGUAUAAAUUGUCAGCGGCCCUGUAAAGAAAAUGGGCCUAUAUUAGAGACUAGUGGAGAAGUGAGCUUUCCAAAGCAAACU